This is a messenger RNA of Lutzomyia longipalpis, 498 nucleotides long. RefSeq names its product 40S ribosomal protein S25 (gene RpS25). Gene Ontology annotation, cellular component: cytosolic small ribosomal subunit. Gene Ontology annotation, molecular function: structural constituent of ribosome. The record is from RefSeq and is a predicted model, not a curated record. Bases 68 to 427 code for a protein of 119 amino acids. NCBI's taxonomy places the organism in Eukaryota, Metazoa, Arthropoda, Insecta, Diptera, Psychodidae. The transcript has 2 exons.
UUGUUUCCUGAGAUGUUUCAGGGGAAAUGUUUCAUGUCCAUUUCUCUUUUGCGUGAAAACAUACAAGAUGCCACCUAAGAAGGAUUCCAAAUCAACGGCGAAGCAGCCCCAGAAGACACAGAAGAAGAAGGAGGGGUCUGGCGGUGGCAAGGCCAAGAAGAAGAAGUGGUCAAAAGGAAAAGUUCGCGAUAAGCUGAACAAUCAGGUUCUCUUCGAUAAGGCCACAUACGACAAAUUCCUCAAGGAAGUUCCCCACUGGAAGCUAAUCACUCCCUCCGUGGUGUCUGAGCGUCUCAAGGUGCGCGGUUCGCUGGCGAAGCAGGCCCUCAAUGAGCUUCGUGAGAAUGGUCAGAUUAAGCUGGUCGUGAAGCACCACUCGCAGCUCAUCUACACGAGGACGACCAAGGGUGAUGACAUCGUUGCCUAAAUUGUUUCCGGAAACUGUCUUGUAGACUGUUUUGGGUGGCAAUAAAGGGAUGAAAAUGUGAGGAAAAUUUA